Molecule: messenger RNA, 504 nt
Organism: Balearica regulorum gibbericeps (East African grey crowned-crane)
Lineage: Eukaryota; Metazoa; Chordata; Aves; Gruiformes; Gruidae
Source: RefSeq, a predicted model, not a curated record
UUCCAGGCAACCAUUGGAAUUGAUUUCCUGUCAAAAACAAUGUAUCUUGAAGAUCGCACGAUCAGGCUGCAGCUGUGGGAUACAGCCGGUCAGGAGAGGUUCCGCAGCCUCAUUCCCAGCUACAUCCGUGACUCUGCUGUGGCUGUCGUUGUCUUUGACGUUACAAACUUGAAUUCUUUCCAGCAAACCUCCAAGUGGAUUGAUGACGUUCGGACAGAGAGAGGAAGCGACGUCAUCAUCAUGUUGGUGGGGAACAAAACUGACCUGGCAGACAAGAGACAGGUUUCUAUAGAGGAGGGUGAGAGAAAAGCCCAAGAACUGAAUAUGAUGUAUAUUGAAACCAGUGCUAAAGCAGGAUAUAAUGUGGAUCAGGUUUUUUUUCGUGUAGCUGCUGCCUUACCUGGGAUGGACAGCACGCCGGAGAAGAGCAAAGAAGACAUGAUUGACAUCAAACUAGAGAAACCUCCUGAGCAGCCAGUAACGGAGAGCGGGUGCUCCUGCUAA